This is a messenger RNA of Rhipicephalus sanguineus (brown dog tick), 1093 nucleotides long. RefSeq names its product homeobox protein cut-like. Bases 1 to 1065 code for a protein of 354 amino acids. Gene Ontology annotation, molecular function: DNA binding. The transcript has 3 exons. The record is from RefSeq and is a predicted model, not a curated record. NCBI's taxonomy places the organism in Eukaryota, Metazoa, Arthropoda, Arachnida, Ixodida, Ixodidae.
AUGCUCAGCAUUAAGGGCAGGGAGCCUUUCAUCCGCAUGCAGCUCUGGCAAAACGACCCGCACAACGUCGAGAAGCUGCAUGUUAUCAAGAAUGAGCGCAGAGAAGCUUCCCCCUUCCCAGCAGCCAAGAAGCCGCGCGUGCUGUUUUCAAACGAGCAGAAGGAAGCACUGCGGCUUGUCUUCUCCAUGGACCCGUGCAAGAGCACGGCUAACAUCGAGUUCCUCGCAAACGAGCUGGGACUCUCUGUACGCACCAUCACCGACUGGUUUCACAACCACAGCAUGCAGCUCAAACAGAACGUCGUCUCUCCUGGUCCCGACGAUAACCAGUCGCGAAGCGAGCCGCCGACGCUCCUCGGCUCGUCACCCGGCUCGCACGAGGGCUCCGCCUCUUUCCACUCCGCUCUGUUCCGAGGCCUCCUCGUUCAGCGGCUCGCCGAAAUGCACGGAAGUGGUGGGGACAAGAGCGGGCCCAGCGCUUUCGGCGCGGGCGCCGGCAGCCAGGGCAACGACGAAGACACGCUGGACCUGAGCAUGCCGCCUAGCCAGGCGUCUUCCGGUCGCAGGACGUGGGCACGCGGCCGCGGAACACCCGCCGAAGACCUAGACGACUCAAACUUGUCCCAGGAAGAAGCUGCGGCCGCGGGAAGUGACCACGACUCGCUGAAGGAAGAGAGCAUCUCGACGCCUUCGCCAGCGCCGCCACGGAACUCUGGCGUCGACACUCUGGGUAAGCACAACAGCUACAGCAGUCGACGACGGAAACCGGCGGCGCCCAAGUGGGUGGACCCCGGCCUGUCGCCGGACUCGGACGACGCCGGGGACGACGAGGCGAGCGCCAACGUGGACGACGACUGCGGUGCGGCAGGAGGUGAUGCGGAAAGCGCCACCAUCAACGGCGUCUGCGUCCGCCAGACGGCCACCGCUGGUGAUUUCGGGCUGAGGCUUCGCGAGACGGUGCGGGUGGACCCCGUAGCGGCCGCCGACGAUGCCCGCAAGAGCGCCGAUAGGGACGAGUUGGAAGAGGACGAUGACGACGAAGAAGAGGAGGAGACGGCGCUCUAGCUGUGCACCACCGCCAACAAAUCUAGCA